This is a messenger RNA of Papilio xuthus (Asian swallowtail), 3032 nucleotides long. Its product is annotated as nascent polypeptide-associated complex subunit alpha, muscle-specific form. Lineage: Eukaryota; Metazoa; Arthropoda; Insecta; Lepidoptera; Papilionidae. Bases 531 to 3032 code for a protein of 833 amino acids. The record is from RefSeq and is a predicted model, not a curated record. Gene Ontology annotation, cellular component: nucleus. The transcript is spliced from 9 exons. Gene Ontology annotation, biological process: regulation of transcription by RNA polymerase II.
UGUACGUGCUUUCAAAAUCCAAAUCGGCCACCAUUGUUGGAAGUGAUCCUUGUGCAUAGAUUCAUUCAAUUUGCAUUUUUCCCAAUAGUUUCUAGCAAGAUUUUAGAUAUUUAUCGGUAAGAUAUAGUGAUAAACAUCUUACGAAUGUUAGUCGAGUUUUAAUUUAAGUGUAGAGUUCUUAUUUUCAAAUCAUAAAAGCGUUUGAAAUGUCACGCGAAGUGAGCAUCAGGACUGUGGACACCAUACCAUACACGAAAUAAAUGUGGUUUUCUUUGAAAUAAGUGCUACAAGAACGUUUGAAAUGUGUUAGCGCCCUUCGAGGGCAUGUGAUAGACAUGAUGGAUAGUUAUAAUAAUAACGUGAGCUCAUGAAAAUAUUUGAUAAGUUUCUGUACACGUCGUAGGACAGCGCAGUUACGCGUGUUAGAGCUUCAAACUUGCCGGCAUCAUUAUGGUGGACUGAAACAGUGGUUGUUAUACAAUUAGAACUUUGAACGUGCUGUAAACAGUGCCGCGAGGACAGCGCACACAAUGUCAGGCGGCUCGCAACACAACCCGAAUGGUCGGCAAUCUCAAUUGGGCCCCGCUUGGAGCCCUUUACAGGUGGCGAACUUCCUGUCGCGGGCCCCUCAGGCCCACAUGGCAUCGGAGCGCGGGGUCACUUGGCACACGCCCACGCCGCCGCCACAUCUCUACCAUGUGCCAGCGCCGUCGCCCCCCGACCCCCUACAGGGUAUGAAGGGCGCGGGUGGCAACUCCGUGUUCCGGCACACGGCGACGCCGCCUGAACUCUACAGACACACGCCCACACCGCCGGACAAACACCUGUUGAGCAGGCACACGCCGUCGCCGGGCGAUGUCAAGGCGAACGCUACGAUUCCUCCCGCAGAACUAUACCCACAUUUAGGUCCCGGCAGAGGUUUGACGAUUCCAGAGAAAAUGGUGCGUGCCGAGGAAUUGUUGGCGUACGCGCGGGGCGGCGUCGACCUGACGGUGGGCGGGCCGCGCGGCGCUAACGGCUCGCCCGCGCCCCCCGCCGCGCCCACCGCACCCACCGCACCCGCGCUCUCCGUGCGCGACGCACCCACCAUUAACAGCCUGAUCGCCCGCGCCGCGCCGCACGCCCGCGGCCCCCUGGCGCGUGUCGACGCCCUCCUCGAGCGCCUCGCCCCAGCCCCCGCCCUCGCUCCCGCGCCCGCCUCACCGCACUCCGUCAUCGUUCACCCGCGCGCCGCGCACACGCCCUCGCCACCCUCCUCCAAUGAGGACUCGGCAGAUUCGUGCGGCGCACCGCCCGGCUCGAAGCGAAAACGAAAACCGGAGCGCACCAUUCGCGUGCCGACCGUGAUGCCGCCGCCCGUCGAGCCGCAGCGAGCGCCGUCGCCUACGCCCGAGCCCGUCGCCACCCCCGUGCCGGUGGCGAGAGCCUCCCCGCAGACUGCGAGGGUCUCCCCUCAGAUGGCACGAGUCUCCCCACAGGCUGCGCGAGUGUCGCCGCAGACCGCGCAAGUCUCACCGCAAACUGCCCGAGUCUCCCCACAAGCGGCACGGGUCUCCCCGCAGGAGGCGCACGAUUCCCCGGUAGCACCGCGCGCCUCCCCUCGCACUGCACGCGUCUCGCCCCAAAUACAAACGCAAACUCCGCUCGAGAACGGCGACGCCCACUUACCGAACGGCCCGGCAGAGAAACCCCCGACGCCCCCACAGACGCAGCCGGACCAGCCGCACACCAGGAGAAAAACGCGGUCCGGUUCCGCAGAGACCAUAGACGACAUCGCGGCCAUGAUAGCGAGCACCGAGAGCCGCGCAACACCGCUCGCCUCCGCUCCGGACGUGCCGGACGCGCCCGAUGUGCCCGGGACCCCGGACAUGCCCGACUCGUCCGGCGUCGUCGACAAGCUGAAGAGCGUGCUGGCCAGCCCCGAGCCCGAGAUCAAGUCGGAGCCGGACAAGGAGCCCGAGACGCCACCCGUGGAGGCGCCCGCCGCGCCGCGCAGGCGCAGCGUACGCACGUCUAACUCUGAAUCUACUAAUGUACCUGUUGAAUCACCAUCUGAGGCAAAACCGGCCGAACCCGAGGCGGAGGCGGGCAGCGCGGAGCCUACCGCAGCCAGCUUCGUGGAGGUGGAGAACCAGUUGGAGAAGAUGUUCGCCGGCCUCGAGGAGGAGCCGCACGCCGCCACGCCGCAGGCCAAUAAUAAACCUCAGACUGCUAAAGCGAAAAAGCGGCGAAAAUCCGCACCCACCAAAGGCAUGAAGGUCGCGAAACGAGUCAACCGGGCUUCCGUAGAUGACAGGAGGAAGGUGCCCCGGAGGAAGGCAGACGCCAAGAAGUCCAAGGAAGUGGCCGUCAAGGAUGCGUACGACUCCUGCAGCAACGCUAGCUCGAGUCGCUCGCGAGGUCCCUACAUACAAAUCGUGGGUCCAUGUGCGUCGCCGGUGUCGGUGGCGGUGGUGAACGCGUCGUCGUCGGAGGAGGCAGGCGAAUGGCGCAACGGGUUGCGCGCGCGCGGCCUGCACGCCAGCACGCUCGGCCUGCGCUACGACGCCACCACGCCCGACGCUAGCUGGCUGUGCGCCUUCUGCGAGCGCGGACCCCACGCGCGCGCCCUCGGCGAUCUCUUCGGCCCCUACACCGUCACCACCGACUGCGACGAGUACAGAGCAUUAGACGAGGCGUCACGCCGACAUUUCCCCACCGUAUCUGGCGGUGUGGAGGUGUGGCUGCACGAGGCGUGCGGCAUCUGGGCGAACGGUGUGAUAGCGGCGGGCUCGCGCGUGUGGGGUCUGGCGCCGGCGGUGUGGGGCGCGCGGGUGGCGCGGUGCGGCGCGUGCUCGCGUGCAGGUGCCGCCGUAGUGUGCGCGACGCGGGCGUGCCGGGCGCGCGUGCACGUGCCCUGCGCACCCGCCGCCGGCUGGCACCUGCUCGACGACGACUUCCGCGCGCUAUGCCCGCGGCACGCACCCGUCGCCUCCGCGCCCACGCCGCCCCCAGCGCCUGUGCCCGCACCCGCGCCCGCGCCCAACCGGUAA